Messenger RNA from Drosophila rhopaloa, 2265 nucleotides. Its product is annotated as solute carrier family 22 member 13. The coding region runs from base 169 to 1884 and encodes 571 amino acids. The record is from RefSeq and is a predicted model, not a curated record. NCBI's taxonomy places the organism in Eukaryota, Metazoa, Arthropoda, Insecta, Diptera, Drosophilidae. Gene Ontology annotation, cellular component: membrane. Gene Ontology annotation, biological process: transmembrane transport. The transcript is spliced from 3 exons. Gene Ontology annotation, molecular function: transmembrane transporter activity.
UACCGCAGCCGCUUUCACAAUCCGCUCUUAACUAUUCGACGACGGUGGCGGUGGCAGAGCGGACCGAUUACCGCAGCGGACUGGCACAGGCAGUAUGUGCGUGGCAGCGGAAGAGAGCGGACCGCCGAACUCGGACAGUUUCGGUGCCGUAGAAGUGCAUCCCUGGACAUGGCCAUGGACUUUGAGGAGAUACUGGGCAAGUGCGGCGACUGCCACCGCUACCAGUACAUGCUGUUGGCUCUCUACGGACUGCUCAUGUUCAUCGUUUCCCGGCAAUACUUCGCCCAGAGCGUCAUUAGCUUUGUGCCCGAUCACUGGUGCUAUCACGACCAGCUGGCGAAUCAAAGCUAUGCCGAAAUCGCUGCCAUCUACGCCCCAUUCAAGAAGCCUUCAUGCACGCGACUGGAAUCGAUCAACGAGGAUGGGAGCAAUGCCACUGCCAGCAGUGAGCCCUGCAAUCGCUGGAUCUACAACUACGAUCAUGGAUUCAGGAGCAUGAACGCCGAUCUGAAUUGGGUGUGCGAUGAGGCGUACAAGGCGCGAGUGGGUCAGUCCCUGUUUUUCGUGGGUUCCAUGUGCGGCACCCUGCUGUUUGGUCUACUCGGCGACAGAAUCGGACGCAUCAGAGCCGUGGUUUUGGCCAACUGGUGCGGCUUCCUGGGCGACUCGGCCACCAUCUUCGCCCAGAGCCUGGUUACAUUCUCGGCCAGCCGGUUCGUAUCUGGCCUGGCUGCUGAGGCCAACGCCUACCUCAUGUAUAUUCUGGGUAUGUUAUCAUUUUACAGCUCUUGCACUUAUCUAGUCUUCAUUUCCAAAACAGUGUUGGAGUACGUUUCGCCAACGAUGCGAAGUGUGGGCCUGAACCUCACCAUGUCUGUCUGGUACUGUCUGGGCAUGAUAAGUGCGUCUUGGCAGGCCGUCUGGCUGGGCGGAUGGCGCCCCUUCAUGGCCUGGUCCGCCCUGCCCCAACUGCUGGUCACCGGCUUCUACUUUCUGAUCCAGGAGAGCGCCCAGUGGCUGGUCACGCGCCACGAUAUCGAUGGCGCCGAGUUGAGGCUGCGCCGGGUGGCCAAGUUCAACCGACGGGAGGUCAGCGAGGCGGACUUCGAGCUGUUCCGCCAGCACUGCAAGAACAAGGAGUCGGAGGCCAGCAGCCAGGUCUCCAUGCAGAAGCAGUCGCGUCUCAUCGACGCUCUUGAAUUUCCGCGCCUGCGUCUGAGACUUACAUACGUGCUGGUUGUCUUCUCGAUCACGGUGCUCUGCUAUAAUACUAUGUCCCGAAAUGUGGAAGGCCUGAGCAUAUCGCCGUUCGUCAUGUUCACCUUUUUCGCCCUGACCCUGCCACCUUCGGGCAUUUUCCAGACCCAAGUCCAGAAGAACUUGGGUCGCAAGUUUACAUCAGUGGUCAGUAUGACAGCCACUGGCGUGAUGACCGCGGCCACUGGCAUUUUGCUGACCUUUUGGACGCAGCCCAGUGCGAUGGUGAUGGUGUGUCUGCUGCUGGUGUCCCGAUUUGGGAUCUCCGUGAUCACAGGGUCCACCAUGCAGAUAUCGGCUGAGCUAAUUCCCACUUGCGUGCGAUCCAGUGGUCUGGCCGUGAUCCAUGUCACGGGCGCAGCCCUCUCCUUCCUGUCGCCCUUCAUCCUGCACCUGGACACCUAUUUCCGGGCAGCCUCCUCGAUCAUACUCUGCCUGCUGCUCCUUCUGAGCGCCUGGAUUUGUCUGCUCCUGCCGGAGACGCGAAAUAAAAAGCUGCCCUUGAGCCUGGCGGAGGGCGAGGAGUUCGGCAAGGACGAGCGGAUGUUUGACUUUCUAAAAGGGUCCAAAAAGGAGGAUCAACAUGAUCUCAGCGCUGGCACCAAUGAGAAACUUAUGGCGGAGUGAAUAUACUUAUCAAGUAGGAUUGGACUUAAUUAGAACUCUUACGGCUUUGAGUAUUUCUUCUGCACAAAAACGUUGCCAAAAAUUGGUUUAAAAAUGUGUUCAUUUUGUAUAAACUAAAUUUUGCUUAAAAUCAUAUAAUAUAGUGGUUCUAACGAUAUCCAUUAAGCAGCCAAGAUUAUAUUUAUCAUAAGGGCUCCGCUAGUCUAGACAAUAAAAAAAAUGUCGACUUUUUUUUACUACAUUAUGAGCAAAAGUGAAAUAAUUAAACUACAAGAUAAAACAUAAGCUGACAAUAGGAAUGGCAAUAAAGACUGUGGUAAUUACUAUUAUUGUAGGCUUCUUCGAUAAGAAAAGAUUUUGACACCAUUAAAUAAUUUAUUU